AUCGUCAGGAGUCAGAUUUUCCGGUCGAAAUCAGUUAAAUUGCCAAGUUGUUUGCCAAACAUUCUAUCACUAUCGAUUUGAACUAAAAACUAUGACAAACAAAACUCCUAAUUUCGAUGCACCACCACCAUACUCUGCAGCAACCGAACAAGAGCAAUCAAGCCUGGUUCCGCGUGUUUUAGAGACAUCGCCACUUUAUCCCAAUGUUCCAAAGAACUCAUACAAUAGUAUUCCAAAUUUAUACUAUAAUCCUACUCCUCCACCAAUAGCAGAAUCAUCUUCCUCUUCCGCCGCAGCCGCCGCUGGUUAUGCCCCACUUCCAGAUACCGUUAUUUUACCAGCACCAGUCUCUUUACAGUCACUUCGCGACGAACCAGCUGUGACUAUAUGUCCACGCUGCAAGAAUAGAGUGUUAAGUAUUGUUAGCUACGAUUCUGGGUCGGCUACUUGGUUAGCGUCUUGCAUGUUGUUUGUCUUGGGUAUUACUAUGUGGGGUUGCUGUUUAGUUCCUUUUUGCGUGAAUGAUUUGAAAGAUUGUAAUCAUGCUUGCCCUUCUUGUGGCAGAACCAUGGCAAGAUAUUCGCGAUUGCAUGGAACCGUUGAAGUGUAUGUUCCUAGAAGCCGAAACUAG
Molecule: messenger RNA, 631 nt
Organism: Ambispora gerdemannii
Lineage: Eukaryota; Fungi; Glomeromycota; Glomeromycetes; Archaeosporales; Ambisporaceae
Source: the annotation of a GenBank genome assembly